Messenger RNA from Symbiodinium sp. CCMP2456, 193 nucleotides. The record is from the annotation of a GenBank genome assembly. Lineage: Eukaryota; Dinophyceae; Suessiales; Symbiodiniaceae.
GCCAAAGCAGCCCGUGACAUCGCCAGUCCUGAGCACCUCACCGUUGCAGAGCGAUCGAGGUGGCUACCCCUCUCCAACUGCGAUGCGACCGCCAACAAAAGUACCGCUAUCUUCUACCCCUCUCAGCCCCACCAGACAGGCACCCAUGCAACCGGGCCCCGUGCAGCAACUGACGGAGACCGGGGAAACUUAG